AUGUUCCUCCAGCGUACCGCCUCCGCCCUCGUGAGGCGUUCCCCUGCCCGUGCUCUCGCUAUCGCCCGCCCUUUCUCCUCUUCUAUCGUCCGCUGCAACGAGAAGAAGUGGGCCGUCAAGGAAGAGGGCAAGAUUCUUUCCUUCGAAGAGAUCAAGAAGGAUGAGGACUUGAUCGCCCCCGGUGCCAAGCCCGGUACCAUCCCUACCGACUUCGCCCAGUCUACCGGUCUCGAGCGUCUCGAGCUUAUCGGAAAGAUGCAGGGCAUCGACUAUUUUGACAUGCGUCCCCUUGAUGCCUCCCGCCUGGGAACACUCGAGAACCCCAUCGUUGUCAACGGUGCUGGUGACGAGCAGUACGCCGGUUGCACUGGUUUCCCCGCAGACUCUCACCAGGUCAAUUGGUUGACUGUCUCCCGCGACCGCCCCAUUGAGCGCUGCAACGAGUGCGGUAACGUCGUCAAGCUGAACUACAUCGGCCCUGAGGAGGACCCCCACGCUCACGACCACGGCCACCACCACCCUCCCCAUGAGGAGCCCAAGACCUUUGCCGACUACGUCAAGCCCGAGUACUGGUACCGGUAA
Penicillium taxi is the source of this 582-nucleotide messenger RNA. It is a transcript of the gene cox5b, whose product is annotated as cytochrome c oxidase subunit IV. The record is from RefSeq and is a predicted model, not a curated record. The coding region runs from base 1 to 582 and encodes 193 amino acids. The transcript is spliced from 6 exons. Lineage: Eukaryota; Fungi; Ascomycota; Eurotiomycetes; Eurotiales; Aspergillaceae. Gene Ontology annotation, biological process: mitochondrial electron transport, cytochrome c to oxygen. Gene Ontology annotation, cellular component: mitochondrial envelope.